Molecule: messenger RNA, 675 nt
Organism: Macrosteles quadrilineatus (aster leafhopper)
Lineage: Eukaryota; Metazoa; Arthropoda; Insecta; Hemiptera; Cicadellidae
Exons: 1
Coding region: 1-675 (224 amino acids)
Biological process (GO): DNA integration
Molecular function (GO): nucleic acid binding
Source: RefSeq, a predicted model, not a curated record
AUGGAGUUGUACUGUCGCAUGUGCAAAAUAAACACGGCGUCUGAAAACAUAAAGACCACAAAAACUAGAAAUAAAAGAUGGUUGUCUACAUCAAAAUGUGCAGUUUGCGGCAGCGUGAAACACUCGUUUAUAAAGGAGCCAUAUGAGGUUUUAGAGGCCAAGGAGUUGCACAGGCCGGUUAUUAAAAAGUUCAUUAAACGCCGAAUAGUCACCAAGGGUAUCGACGAUUUGUGGGCUGCAGAUUUACUAAUAAUGAAGCAGUACGCUAGGGAGAACAAGUGGUACAAGUACAUUUUAAAUGUCAUAGAUACAUUUAGGAAAUUCGUUUGGUCCGAACCUUUAAAGAAAAAAGACGGGGCAGAGUUGACAACGGCUUUCGAGAAGAUUAUAAAAAGAGCAAACAGUGAUGGUCAUGAAGCACCGAAGCUUUUACAUACCGACAAAGGUACAGAGUUUAAAAACAAACCGUUCAACAACAUGUUGAGGAGGCACAAUAUCAAACUAUACCAUACAGAGAGUGAAGAGAAGUCCGCAAUAAUUGAAAGAUAUCAUAGGACAUUGAAUGAGAAACUUAAAGUGAAAUUCCAAGUCCGACAAUCCCACAAGUGGUACGAUAUACUACAAGAAAACACAGACGAGUAUACCAACACGAUUAUCACCACACUAUUAAAAUGA